This is a messenger RNA of Colius striatus (speckled mousebird), 1287 nucleotides long. RefSeq names its product growth differentiation factor 2 (gene GDF2). Lineage: Eukaryota; Metazoa; Chordata; Aves; Coliiformes; Coliidae. The record is from RefSeq and is a predicted model, not a curated record. Gene Ontology annotation, biological process: BMP signaling pathway; SMAD protein signal transduction. Gene Ontology annotation, cellular component: extracellular region. The transcript is spliced from 2 exons. Bases 1 to 1287 code for a protein of 428 amino acids. Gene Ontology annotation, molecular function: cytokine activity; growth factor activity.
AUGCAUUAUUUUGGAGUAUUAGCUGCACUGUCUGUUUUCAAUAUCAUUGCCUGUUUGACACGAGGCAAGCCUUUGGAAGACUGGAACAAGUUAUCAGCUAUGGGAAAGUCUAAUGCACACUUUCAUGAUCCUGGGGAAGUGGAAGAUGAAACUCAUUUCAACUUUAAAUCUUUCCUGGAGAAUAUGAAGACAGAUUUACUAAGGAGUUUGAACUUGUCAAGAGUUCCCUCACAAGUGAAGACCAAAGAAGAACCUCCACAGUUCAUGAUCGAUUUAUACAACAGAUAUGCUGCAGACAAGUCCUCCAUCCCUGCAUCCAAUAUUGUAAGGAGCUUCAGUACUGAAGAUGUUGUUUCUUUAGCUUCACCAGAAGAAAAUCCAUUUCAGAAACACAUCUUGCUCUUCAACAUCUCUAUUCCACGACAUGAGGAAAUCACCAGAGCUGAACUGAGAAUUUAUAUCUCCUGUCACAGGGAAGUUGGGCCUUUCUCUAGGCUGGAAGGCAACAUGGUCAUUUAUGAUGUUCUAGACAGUGAUCACUGGGAAAACCUAGAAAGUACCAAAGCUUUCCUUGUCUCCCACAAUAUCCAGGAGUGUGGUUGGGAGAUAUUUGAAGUGUCCAGUGCUGUGAAAAGAUGGGUCAGGGCAGACAAAUUGAAGACUAAAAACAAACUAGAGGUUGUUAUAGAGAAUAAGGCUUUGGGUGGUUUCACUUGUGGGAAGCUGGAUAUCAGUGUUACCCCUGAUUCUAAAAAUCUGCCCCUGUUGAUAGUGUUCUCCAAUGACCGCAGCAAUGGGACAAAAGAAACCAAAGUGGAGCUCCGGGAAAUGAUUGUUCAUGAACAAGAAAGUGUGCUAAAGAAAUUAGGAAAGAACAACACUUCAUCUGAGGAGGAAGAAGAGAGAGAGGAAAAGGCCAUCGCUGGGCCCCAUCAGCGUUCCUCCAGAAGCAAGAGAAGCAUCGGAGCCAACCACUGCCGGAGAACUUCCCUCCAUGUGAACUUUGAAGAGAUUGGCUGGGAUUCCUGGAUCAUUGCACCGAAAGAUUAUGAGGCUUUUGAGUGUAAAGGAGGUUGCUUCUUCCCUCUGACAGAUAACGUUACCCCAACAAAACAUGCUAUUGUGCAAACUCUAGUACAUCUCCAAAACCCAAAGAAAGCUUCCAAGGCUUGUUGUGUUCCAACCAAGUUGGAUUCAAUCUCUAUUCUCUAUAAGGAUGAUGCCGGUGUGCCCACUUUGAUAUAUAACUACGAAGGGAUGAAAGUUGCAGAAUGUGGUUGCAGGUAG